AUGACAAAGACAAAAGGAUGCCGAGACUGGAGAUGGCGAGCUUUUUGGUAUCAUUUCCUGCUUUGUUGGAGUACAGUACUCGGACAGACGCGUUACAGCAUCCCAGAGGAGCUGGAACAAGGUUCUGUUGUAGGAAAUAUUGCCAAAGAUCUUGGUUUGGGAUUGUCGGACAUUUUUGACCGUAAGCUGCGUGUUGCCUCUGAGGCUGGUAAGCAGUAUUUCAGUGUGGAUGCAGGGAAGGGCGAGCUGGUGGUGAACGACAGAAUAGACAGAGAAGCUCUAUGUGGACAAAGCCCCAGCUGCAUUCUACCUCUGCAGGUUGUUAUAGAAAAUCCUUUGCAAUUGCACCGUAUAGAAGUAGAUAUUAGAGACGUAAAUGACAACGCGCCCAGUUUUCUCAAAACUGAUCAUGUAAUAGAAAUAGCUGAAUCCACUGCCAUAGGUUUGCGUUUCCCUUUAGAAAGUGCAGAAGAUCCCGAUGUUGGAAGUAACGGAUUAAAGACAUAUACUCUUAGCAAAGAUGACUGCUUCUCUUUAAAAGUAAAAGAAAUUGAAAAUGGGAGGAAAAUUCCUGAACUGGUUUUGAAUAAAUCAUUGGAUCGGGAGAAAAAGGCCGUUCACAGUUUAGUUCUUACUGCUAUGGAUGGAGGAAAUCCAGUCAAAUCUGGAACUUCUAAAAUAACAGUAAAGGUGCUUGACGUGAACGACAAUUUGCCAGUGUUUGAAAAUACUUUUUAUAAAAUUGCCGUAAAGGAAAACACUGCGAAUGGUUCUUUUGUAAUUACAACAAAAGCAACGGAUGUAGAUGACGGUCCAAACGGUGAAAUUGAGUACUCACUCGGCAUACAUACACCGCCAUCAGUGUCCUCCUUAUUUUACAUAGAUCCAGUAACAGGAGAUAUAUUUUUGAAAAAACAACUAGACCAUGAAACUCAGUCCUCAUAUCGGAUAGAUAUCAGUGCAAAAGACAAAGGCUUUCUUAAAAUGGAAGGUCAUUGUAGUGUGCAGGUAGAUGUCCUAGAUGUAAAUGAUAAUGCCCCAGAAAUUGUCCUCACCUCAAAACCCCCCUCAGUGCCCGAAGACUCUCCCAGUGGGACAGUAGUAGCUUUGCUCAGUGUCCGUGAUCUUGACGCUGGUGAUAACGGCAAAGUAAUAUUACGGGUUCCCAAAAACUAUCCUUUUACUCUGAAACCAUCAUUUUCUAACAAUUAUGCACUGGUCACUAGUGGUCCUUUAGACCGUGAGAGGGUCUCUGAUUAUAGUAUCGAAAUAACAGCAACUGACUCAGGUUCUCCUCCUCUGUCCAGUAAAAAGAGUAUACCUGUGAGCAUCACUGAUGUCAAUGACAACCCACCUGCAUUCACUCAGCCCUUCUAUAAUGUCUAUUUAAAAGAGAAUGGUGUAGCAGGUUCUAUAUUAUUUUCAGUUUCAGCAUCUGAUGUGGAUUCUGGUGAAAACGCUAAAAUCUCUUAUUCUAUCCUGGACUCUAAAGUGCAGGACGUGUCAGUUUCAUCUUAUGUUUACAUUAACUCAGAUAACGGUAGCAUCUACAGCAUGCUCUCCUUUGACUAUGAGAAACUCAAGGUGUUUCAGAUUCAGGUCCAGGCAAAGGAUCAGGGUUCUCCGUCUCUCAGCACCAACGCCACUGUCCAUGUUUUCAUCCUGGACCAGAACGAUAAUGCCCCCGCUGUUAUUUACCCCUCCUCCGCUGCCCUGGGCUCCCUCUCUCAUCAGAGGAUGCCCCGCUCCGCUAAAGCGGGUCACCUGGUCACUAAGGUGACGGCUGUGGACGCGGACUCGGGCCAUAACGCCUGGAUCUCCUACAAACUGGCGGAGGCCACAGACGCCUCUCUGUUCACUGUCAAUCUGUACACAGGGGAGGUGAGGACUAAACGCGCUGUGUCCGAGCAGGACGACUCCUCUCAGAGGCUGCUUAUAGAGAUCAAGGACGAUGGGGAACCGGUCCAGUCCGCCACCGUCACCGUGUCCAUCCUGAUGGAGGACGCUCUCCAUGAGCCCAUCUUGGACAUCAGACACAAAGUCACUGAGCCCAGCAAGAAAACUGGGAGAAUCACCCUUUAUUUGAUUCUGUCUCUGGCCUCAGUGUCCGUGCUGUCUCUGGUGACUUUUCUCAUCUUAGCGGUGAAAUGUAUCAGAAACAGCAGAAGCAGCGGUAGCUGCUGCAUGAGACGGACCGACUGUGAUGAUUACAAGAACCCCAACAGGAACCUGCAGAUUCAGCUCAACACUGAUGGACCUAUAAAGUAUGUGGAGGUCCUGGGAGGAGACAUGUUGUCUCAGAGUCAGUCGUUCAGGUCCUGUAUGUCUCCGAUGUCAGAGUACAGUGAUUUCACUCUGAUCAAACCCAGCAGCACCACUGACUUUAAGGAAGUGAUCAGUGUCCUGGAUGCGUCUUUACCCGACAGCACCUGGACCUUUGAGAGUCAACAGUGUAGCUGUGUCUUUAAAUGCAUUGCUCUGUCCUCUUUGCUAUUGGGUGUUGUGAGAGAUGCUGUGGACCAAUCAGAGCCUGAACUGUACAAAGAGAUCUACCCCCUCCUCUGCAGCUUCAGCACCGCUAAACGAUGA
This is a messenger RNA of Sphaeramia orbicularis (orbiculate cardinalfish), 2589 nucleotides long. RefSeq names its product protocadherin gamma-C5-like. NCBI's taxonomy places the organism in Eukaryota, Metazoa, Chordata, Actinopteri, Kurtiformes, Apogonidae. The transcript is spliced from 2 exons. The record is from RefSeq and is a predicted model, not a curated record. Gene Ontology annotation, cellular component: plasma membrane. Gene Ontology annotation, biological process: homophilic cell-cell adhesion. Gene Ontology annotation, molecular function: calcium ion binding. The coding region runs from base 1 to 2589 and encodes 862 amino acids.